This is a messenger RNA of Peniophora sp. CBMAI 1063, 435 nucleotides long. The record is from the annotation of a GenBank genome assembly. Lineage: Eukaryota; Fungi; Basidiomycota; Agaricomycetes; Russulales; Peniophoraceae.
AUGGCAAACAUCCCUCUCCCGGGCCCAGCACACCUCGCGCCGCCUCAAUCGCCGCCGUCGGUCAGCACUGAAGCCGUGCCUGAACCGCCUGGGCCUCCUGUCGGGCUUGUGACCGAUCUGCCCGUACCGCUGCCGGUCGCACCGCCAAUAAUCCCGCCGCCAGUAUCCUCUUACCCGGAUCCAGACGCAUUUGACCUCAUCCACAGCUUUAAAAGGCUAGCGCCUGUGCUCUCUCGAAACCGCCGCACGAACCCUACUACACCCCAAGCGGGAGGCCACCACGUGGCUCCUGGGCACGAAGCUGAAGGCCACGAGUUACAGGAUCUGAACGCCGGACAAGCUCAGGUCACCAACGUCCCUGGCCCAGUGUCUUGGUCAUUCGGGUCGCUCGUCCGCGCCGCCUGGGAGAAGUUGCGAGGCUGGAUGUGUUUGUGA